Messenger RNA from Echinops telfairi (small Madagascar hedgehog), 1340 nucleotides. It is a transcript of the gene LRRC46, whose product is annotated as leucine rich repeat containing 46. Gene Ontology annotation, molecular function: protein binding. The record is from RefSeq and is a predicted model, not a curated record. NCBI's taxonomy places the organism in Eukaryota, Metazoa, Chordata, Mammalia, Afrosoricida, Tenrecidae. The coding region runs from base 241 to 1224 and encodes 327 amino acids. The transcript is spliced from 8 exons.
UCCCGUCGCUCGCGGAUCGCAAGACUGGCAACGAAACCCGUCCCCCCUCCCUCCGCAAGCCUCACCCCUAACCCUCGGUUUGCUCUCGGUUCUACCCCACCCCAACGGUUACUCUGAAGCCAACCCUUCCCCUGGCUCCCCGAGGUUCUGCGCGGAACACCUUGGGCUCCCCCAGCCCUCCGGCUGUCCAAGCUGCGCGGCCGCCCCUUCGCCUUUCCCAGGCCCGCAGCCUCUUGGACCAUGCCUGAAACUAAGCUUGCCGUGGGUGCGGAGGAAAAAGGUCUGUGCGUCACCGAAGCCCUCAUCACUAAGCGCAACUUGACCUUCCCUGAGGAUGAUGACCUGUCAGAGAAGAUGUUUCACACCCUCGCUGAGCUGCAGACAGUACGCCUGGACCGGGAGAGGAUUACCUUUAUCAGAAACUUAGAGAGCCUCCGGAGUAUUCACAGCCUCUACCUGCAGUCGAACAAGAUCCAGCGAAUUGAGAACCUGGCCUGCAUCCCCUCGUUGCGCUUCCUGUCUCUGGCAGGGAACCGCAUCAAACAGGUGGAAAACCUCCUUGUCCUCCCACACCUCCAGUUUCUGGACCUCUCUGACAACCUGAUAGAGACGCUGAAGCUGGAUGAGUUCCCCCUGAGCCUCCUCAUCCUCAACCUGACCGGAAAUGGUUGCACCAAGCAGAAAGACUACAGGAAGCUGGUGAUAAGAGGCCUGCCGCUGCUCCUGGACCUGGACCAGCAGCCUGUGCAGGAGCGCUGGGUCUCCGACGAAGAGGGUGCUGGCGCCUCGGGUGGUGAGGACGACGACGACGACGAGUACCCGGAGCUGAGUGGCCCCUUCUGCUCAGAGCGAGGCUUCCUCAAGGGCCUGGAGCAGGAGCUGAGCAGGCACCGGGAGCGCAGGCAGCAGGCGGCCCUGAUGGAGCACUGCCAGAGGAUGGAGGCCCAGCUGGUCCUCACAGACCUGCCCCCACUGCCCGAGGAGCCCAUGGCCGCCGGGGACAGCAGCCCCCCUGACCCUCCCGGACAAGGGAAGAAGACACCCACGGAGACCACCUCAUCACCACAGACACACACUGCUACCAAGCCUUACACCCGGACCGCCCAGGGCCAGCAAGGUGCUGCCCAGGCACGGCCAGGAGCCAGGGGGGCCACAGCACCCAAGGCUUCUCUUCCUGGAGCCCCCAGCACAAGCAAAAGCAAGACCCAGAAAAUCAAGAAAUAAACUGUGGCCACUAGAACAGGGAGGAGCUAAUGCCACCCCCACCCCCCUGCCCUUGCUCUUAGACCCCUCACCUGGGGCAGGGGCCCAUCCCCUAAUAAAGUGUCUCUGGGCUUAAA